Molecule: messenger RNA, 605 nt
Organism: Vicia villosa (hairy vetch)
Lineage: Eukaryota; Viridiplantae; Streptophyta; Magnoliopsida; Fabales; Fabaceae
Product: copper transport protein ATX1-like
Exons: 3
Coding region: 171-401 (76 amino acids)
Molecular function (GO): metal ion binding
Source: RefSeq, a predicted model, not a curated record
CAACGUUGUUGUCUCUUUCUUUUCUCUCUCUCACCAUCUCUGAAAAUUGUUUUUUCUUAUCCCUAUAUAAACCAAACACCCUCAAACGCAAUCUACAUCGAAUCUAAUCUGCAUCUAUAUUCUAAUUUGACUUUUAUCUCUUCGUUUCGUGUCUCAAUUAAGUCAUAACCAUGUCUCAGACUGUUGUUCUCAAAGUUGGUAUGUCAUGUGAAGGAUGUGUUGGAGCAGUGAAGAGAGUUCUGGGAAAAUUGGAUGGUGUGGAAUCAUAUGACAUUGAUUUGAAGGAACAGAAAGUGGUAGUGAAAGGAAAUGUUGAACCAGAUACAGUUCUGAAGACAGUUUCCAAAACUGGGAAGCCAACUGCUUUUUGGGAAGGCGAAGCAUCAUCUGAGACUAAGUAAACCUGUUACUAAAAUAUUUGGCUCAAUUUCUAUGUGAGAUAAGUAGUUCUGUAAAUCAAAUACUAUUUGAUGGGUUUGAAUAGAUAGAAUAUGUCCUUUGAUGUAUUCUUGGUGUGCUACAAUAAGGCCCUAGAAUGUUGGUUCUUUUCGAAGCUAUGUACUGUAUUGAUGUGCUUUUAUUGAAAAUUUGACUUCCUUUGUUCA